AUGACCCAAGCCACACGCGAGCUUUCCAGCACCAAGAGAGACGAGUUCGUCAAGGGUGGCAGGUUGACCCAUGGCGCCUUCGCCAAGACCGCGGAAGCACUCGACGUCAGUGCACGUGCGGUUUCCUACACCUGGCGCAAGUUCCGUAACGACGGAACGACCAAAUCCAGCAAGACGGGAAACGUUGGACGGAGACUGCGAUACACGUCCCAGGCCAUCCAACAGCGCGUGGGUGCAGUUCCCAUCGACCAACGCUCCACGAUGCGUGACAUUUCUGUCGCCACUGGCAUCGCACUCGGGACGCUGAGCCGGCACCUCAAGAAGGGGACCUUCCGCCGUCGUUCCACGCGCAUCAAGCCCCUCCUGUCCGACGCCAACAAGCUGGAACGUGUCCAGUUUUGCCGCUCGCGGGUCUCGCCGGCCAUGCCGGCGCCGGCGAAGCCGAAGUGGUUCAACGCAGACAAGGACCGGCGAACUGUGUACCUACUGCCUGAUGAGGCACCUCAGCGUCGGUCGUGGAAGAGUAAGAGGUUCAUCCCGAAAGUGAUGUUCCUGGCUGCCGUGGCACGCCCACGCUUUGACGAAGGCCGUGGCGUUCUGUUCCAUGGCAAGGUUGGGAUGUGGCCCUUCACGUCCUUGGUCCCCGCUGUCCGUUCGUCCCGGAAUCGUCCUGCUGGCACGUUGGUCACAACCUUGGUCAACGUCAAUGCCCAGGUGUAUCGAGACUAUGUCAUCAACAAGGUCGUACCAGCAAUCAAGGCGUCAUUCCCAAGCACGAACAAGCGCGUCAUCCUACAGCAAGACAAUGCUACGCCACAUCGCUCGAUCACGGACGCGGAGUUGGUGUCUGUCUCAACGGACGGAUGGACGUUUGUCGUGCGCCGCCAGCCCCCAAACAGCCCGGACUUGAACGUGCUGGACCUCGGGUUCUUCGCUUCUAUUCAAUCACUGCAGUUGAAGAAGGUCAGUCGCACUGUGGAUGAGGUAAUCCAAUACACUCUCGCUGCAUUUGACGAGUUGAGCUAUGAGAAGCUCGAGAGCGUAUUUCUCACCUUUCAAGCGGUGAUGCGGCUGGUACUCGAGCAUGCUGGCGACAACAACUUUGCCUUGCCUCAUCUGAAGAAGGCGGCUCUGCGCCGCGCCGGACUUCUCAUGUCGAACGUGUCCUGCCCUGUCUCGCUGCUACUGUAG
Aphanomyces astaci is the source of this 1191-nucleotide messenger RNA. RefSeq lists its product as hypothetical. Gene Ontology annotation, molecular function: nucleic acid binding. NCBI's taxonomy places the organism in Eukaryota, Oomycota, Saprolegniomycetes, Saprolegniales, Verrucalvaceae. The transcript has 3 exons. The record is from RefSeq and is a predicted model, not a curated record. The coding region runs from base 1 to 1191 and encodes 396 amino acids.